AUGCCGAUCGCUGUCACAGUGACUGAGGAAGGUUGGAUCAACCAGGUACUUAACCAAAAAUUCAACGAUAUCAAAAAGCAGCUUCAUGGUCGAAGCCUCGCGGAAUGCUACCAGGCUCUGAUCGCCUUCCGGGACGCGGCUAGUCUCCUUGCUGAUGCCGUCGCAAAGGAAGUCCCUGGCCUCGUCGCUAACUCUGAUUUUGCGGACAAUACCUCGGCCGCGAGACCCACGGAGGACGCGUCCUCGUCGUCGGCCAGAGACCUGGUCGAUGCCGACAUUCCAUUCAGCAUCAAAAACAACUACACUUUGGGCAAGCUAGUCUCUAUUGCCAACGCGGUCAAGAAUGAUCUGCUCAACUCUACAAUUUGGGUCACAAUCAACAAUCGUCUCCAGGAAAAAGCUAUUCUUCAGCUCUUUCCUCGAGAAGUCAUUGAACGCCACGACGGGGGGAUGUCUCGCCACCUGUCCGAAAACAUGCACGAUACUGUCAUCGCCAAGAUCAUGCAUGGAGAGACCAUUGAGAUUGUUGGCAAGAUGACCAUGGGUAUCUCUGUCGAGACGAUGCUUAUUGCAGCGGGAGCCGGACACAAAUAG
This is a messenger RNA of Colletotrichum spaethianum, 594 nucleotides long. RefSeq lists its product as uncharacterized. The record is from RefSeq and is a predicted model, not a curated record. Bases 1 to 594 code for a protein of 197 amino acids. The transcript is spliced from 3 exons. NCBI's taxonomy places the organism in Eukaryota, Fungi, Ascomycota, Sordariomycetes, Glomerellales, Glomerellaceae.